AUGUUUUCCAGCCCCAGCACGUCCACACCCUUCUCGGUUAAGGAUAUAUUAAACCUGGAGCAGCACACUAGUGCUGAGGAUCUGGUCUCACUGGACAUCGCUCCACGGAUGGACUGUGCCUUACCGACCUCCUCCUGCAUGCUGGCCCGCCUGAAACAGGAGCCGCUCCGGGAGAUGUCGUUUGGAGAGGAGCUCCAUGAGGCUAAAGCCAACAGAAAUACUGCCCUCAACUUCGCCGCUGCCUUCUAUGGGAAAUCUUUCUUAGAAAUGGACAUCAAGGAUGGCAAGACAGACAGCUUUGAGGAGAAAUACAGAAAAGGUAACAGUUUAUAUGAUAUUAGUAUCGAAAUAGCCCUAAGUAGGCCUCUGUGAAAAACAGAUUUUCAUUUACAUUUUAGUCAUUUAGCAGACGCUCUUAUCCAGAGCGACUUACAGUUAGCGAGUGCAUACACUUUCAUACUGGACCCCCGUGGGAAACGAACCCACAACCCUGGCGUUGCAAGCGCCAUGCUCUACCAACUGAGCUACAGGGGACAAUCUAAAAUGUGUAGGCUAAGGAUGAGACAUUUCACAAGUGAUGUAGUAGUAAUGCACUCCUAUAUUAUACCCUUAUUCUGGACUAAGGAGGCCUAAUCUAUUUUACAAUAAAGGAGAAAAUAAAGGAAAGUUGUAAUUGGAGUUUCGAUUGAAUUUUCUCGUCAGGAUACCAAACAGUUCCAUGGAAGUUUGAUUAGAAUUUAGAAAAUAUAGUAAUCACCUUCAUAAUCGACUGAACCCGUUUGACUUUUUGGACUCUAGGAUGUAGGGCAGGCCUAGAAGGUUUGUCUAAUUUCUUAUGUCUGACAUUCUAAACCAAGUCUUGCGUAAAAGCUGAAUUCCUAUUGUUGGGUCCUUUAUACAAUUUAGCAUACUGAAAUAAAAUUAAAUAUUUGUCUUAAUUUAUUCGUUUAUUUCUAUUCCACUAGACAUGUCAUACAUCUCUCAGAGCGAGCCGGUGGAGGACCUGAAGUCAGAGGACCCGGAUCGACCCGCCAAACCCCGGAAGCGCAGGAAGCCGCGCGUGCUGUUCUCACAGGCGCAGGUGUGUGAGCUGGAGCAUCGCUUCAAGCAGCAGAAAUACCUGUCGGCUCCGGAGAGAGACCAUCUGGCCGGGGUGCUCAAACUGACCCCCACACAGGUCAAGAUCUGGUUCCAGAACCGCCGCUACAAGUGCAAGAGACAGCGACAGGACCAGAGCUUGGAGAUGGUCGGUAUCCCGCCGCCGAGACGCAUCUCAGUCCCAGUGCUGGUCCGAGACGGGAAGCCCUGCCUUGGAGACUCGACGACCUAUAAUACUUCAUAUAAUGUGGGCCUUAACCAUUUAACUUAUAACAGUUAUCCAGCGUUCAGUAAUUAUCCCAAUCCUGGCUGUAAUAUGAACCAUGCGUGUAACUAUCCCACAAAUGCGGUGCAGUCUUUCCAGCCCUCACCAAACAACGGGAAUUACAUGAACUUCAGCGUUGGGGAGUUAAAUAACGUUCAAAACACGUUUCCCUCCGGCAAUGGAGUGUCUUCUUUACAUGGCAUCAGAGCGUGGUGA
This is a messenger RNA of Coregonus sp. 'balchen', 1579 nucleotides long. The record is from the annotation of a GenBank genome assembly. NCBI's taxonomy places the organism in Eukaryota, Metazoa, Chordata, Actinopteri, Salmoniformes, Salmonidae.